ACCAUAUUUAUUGCCUCCAUUUCCAUCGUUCCUCCUCCCAAUAUCUACUACUCAAUAAAAACUCCACCAUUCCCUUCAAAGCAACAAAGAAGAAGUUUGAAAUGGCUGCUCCUACUCACUCAAAGCUCAUCAUCAUCGUCUUCCUGCUGCAACUCAUCAGUACCAAUCCCGCCAUCUCCAUGGCUGCUGCUGCUGCUGAUCAUCUGGCAAACCCACAAGUGAGUUAUCAGAUGAGGAAGCUGCUGCAGAUGGAUCUGGUGUUGGACUACGAGAAAGAUCCAGGAGCAAAUACGAAGCACUUGCCAGGUCCCAAGCCGCCCACCAAACCUGGAGUCGGUGGCUGAAACUUCAUUUUUAUAGUACACUCUCACAAGUUUCAACCAGCUGUUAUAUGGUUUGAUUAAUAUAGAUGUACAAUACUAUCUACUUACUUCAGCAAUAAAAAAUAAAAGGACAGAAAUGUCUUCAGGUUUAAUUGGAGUUUUGGAGAUUUUUUGGUGAAGAGUUUUGGAGAUUUCUUCUUGUUCUUCUUCUUCUUGUAUCAGUACGUCAC
This is a messenger RNA of Linum tenue, 553 nucleotides long. Lineage: Eukaryota; Viridiplantae; Streptophyta; Magnoliopsida; Malpighiales; Linaceae. The record is from the annotation of a GenBank genome assembly.